Molecule: messenger RNA, 2432 nt
Organism: Copidosoma floridanum
Lineage: Eukaryota; Metazoa; Arthropoda; Insecta; Hymenoptera; Encyrtidae
Product: adenosine deaminase
Biological process (GO): adenosine catabolic process; inosine biosynthetic process
Molecular function (GO): adenosine deaminase activity
Source: RefSeq, a predicted model, not a curated record
UAUUUAUAUAUAUACAUUGUGCUUUGCUCUCUCCCAUUCGCCAGUUCUUUCUUUUUCUCAUCAUUCACGUAUAAGUACUCGGGCAAUAAAGCUCUGCUCUCCUCAGUCGGCUCGCGUGUCUCGACUGAUGUCAAUCAUCGGCCAAUCGCCUAUUAUAAUUUUCAAAACGACUUUUUGUAUCUGUUUGUCAUUUUUUUUUUUUUUUUUCUAAAUCGCUUACUUUUUGAAUAAUUAUGAAUUACAAAACUUCGUGUUCCCUGCUGGUCGUGUUGUUGGCGAUCGUCGCGGUGUUGGGAUACGUCGUGGUGAACCAACCGGUUGUCGAGGACUAUUGGAAAUUGAGGAACGAUUUUCUGAAGCACGAGCAGCACAGGACCUUUGGUGGUGAUUUCGAACUCGAGGACUGGGAACAGGCCGCCAACCAAGUCCUCAUGAAGGCAAAGCGCGCUGAAAUCGAUGACGGAUGCAAAAAACCGUCCAAGUUCCUGCCAUCGCAGAAUUUCUUCGUGGCAGCUGAGAAGAUCCGUCGGUCAGCGGUGUUCAAAAUAAUCCAAAAAAUGCCCAAAGGCUCCAUCCUUCAUGCCCAUGACACAGCUAUUGUCUCGAUGUACUACGUCCUGAAUAACAUCACUUACCGGCCGGAUUUGUACGUUUGCGACAUCGAUAGAGAUCCGAAGCUCCAGUUUUUUGACAAGCCCGACCAUACCUGCAACUGGACUCUGCUUGGGGAUUUACGUGAAAAACGUAACGAUGUCGAUCGUAAAAUUCGACAGAAAAUGACGAUGAACAGUGAAAAUUCUGAACUGGCCUAUCCAGAUAGUGACGCGGCUUGGGAGAAGUUCAUGUCGAUUUUUAUAUUCAUCACUCCUUUUUUGACGUACAGACCGAUCUACGAAGAUCACUUUUACCAAGGACUUUUGGAAUUUUACAAUGACAACGUACUCUAUCUUGAAUUAAGGACGACUUUGCCAACGUUGUACGAUCUCAAUGGUACGAAGUAUGAAAAUGUGGAGGUUGCAAAAAUUUACAAAAAAGUCACCGACAGAUUCCUCAAAGACUACCCAGACUUUGUGGGCGUGAAGCUGAUCUACGCUCCGUUGCGCAACUGCAAGAAAAUCGAGUUCAACGAGUACUUGAAGAUAGCUGAGGAGCUGAAAAGGCAACUCCCGGACUUCAUAGCCGGAUUCGAUCUCGUCGGUCAGGAGGACAAAGGCAAACCCCUUGUGGAGUUUGCCGAGGGGCUGCGCUCGAUCGGCAACGAUGUCCAGCUGUUCUUCCACUCCGGCGAGACCAACUGGUACGGGACGAGUGUGGAUGAAAAUCUCGUCGACGCUGUUUUGCUCAACACCAAAAGGAUCGGCCACGGGUUUGCGCUGCUAAAGCACCCGAAGGUCAUGGAAAUGGUGCGCGACAAGAGCAUAGCGAUCGAGGUGUCGCCGAUUUCCAAUCAAGUCCUGGGUCUGGUCAAGGACCUCCGCAACCAUCCGGCAGCUGCACUUUUUGCCAACAAUUACCCGGUCGUGGUGUCAAAUGACGAUCCUCGCAUGUGGGAAGCCAAAGGACUCAGUUACGAUUUCUACGAAGCCUUUGUCGGGAUAAUGUCUCGCAGUGCCGAUCUCAGGGCUUUGAAGAAACUCGCGCUCAAUUCGAUCGAGUACUCGAGUAUGAAUGUAGUGCAGAAGAAAAAAGCCAAAGAGAUUUGGAAUAGACGCUGGGAAAAGUUUGUUGUUGAUUUAAAGAACCUGAGAGACAACACAGAAAAGAUUUGACCAUUUAAUGUACAAGACAAACAAUUGUACUACCAAAGUGUGCAUAGUUGUAAUUUAAUUAUGAUACUUACGUGGAGAGACAUUCAAGAUAGGGAUUAUCGAAGGAUUGAAAAAAAAAAUACAAGAAAAUGUUAUUACGUUCACGCGAUUUUGUGUAAGCUUUGAGAUCACAGAUAUUUAGUUGGAUGACAAUUUUUUUAUUAUUUAAUCAGAUACUGAUAUUAGAUUUACAAUAGUUACAAUAUAAAUAUGUGAUCAUUAUGAGGCAUAAAUCACGGCACAAAAAACAAUAUACUUAAUCUUAAUAUAACUUAAAUAAUAUAUAUGUCUGUGGAUAAUUACAGGACUUUGAUAGCUACGUUAAGAAUUUAUAAUUUAACUUUUAAUCUGUAAACAAAUUAAGGUCAACAACUAAGAUACUCAGAUUUUUAUCAUGCAUCAAUAUAUUUUAAUAAUAUUUAAAUAACAUGGAAGCAAAUAUAAACUACUUCGUGGUGCUAAUUGUGUAAAAUUCCUUGUAUAACGAGCUUUUUUUACAAACUAACGUAAAUGUUAAAGCUAAACGGCAAAACAGAAAAUUAUCAUGUUAUACCUGACACUUGAUACGCAGUUGAGUAAUAAGGUUUUUUUUUUUUUUUAAUAAAGAUAUCCUGUACAUAUACA